Messenger RNA from Ziziphus jujuba (common jujube), 1473 nucleotides. RefSeq names its product protein MRG1. NCBI's taxonomy places the organism in Eukaryota, Viridiplantae, Streptophyta, Magnoliopsida, Rosales, Rhamnaceae. Gene Ontology annotation, cellular component: nucleus; histone acetyltransferase complex. The transcript has 11 exons. The coding region runs from base 174 to 1121 and encodes 315 amino acids. Gene Ontology annotation, biological process: regulation of DNA-templated transcription; chromatin organization. The record is from RefSeq and is a predicted model, not a curated record.
GAUCGAGUUCGAUUUCCCCAGUUUUAGCUUCGAACUGUGUGGGCUGUGGGGCCCCAAACGUUAAAAAAGCAGCCGAAAAAGGAAAAAAAAACCCAUUCAGUCCGCAAAAGUGACUGUUCUCCGUUCUCCGAACGAAGAGAAGCUGAGGGGGUUUUGGCUUUCGGUAUCGGAAAAUGGGAAACUCUUCGAAGGACGACUCGACCACCGACGGCGACACCUCCAGCGGCGACACUCCGCCUUCCAAUCCCAACCUUUAUGCCGAGGGCGAGAAGGUCCUCGCUUACCAUGGCCCUCGCAUCUACGAAGCCAAGGUUCAAAAGGCUGAGCAAGGGAAAAAAGACUGGAGAUACUUUGUUCACUACCUUGGAUGGAAUAAAAAUUGGGAUGAAUGGGUAGGCUCAGAGCGUCUGAUGAAACAUACCGAAGAGAAUGUGUUAAAGCAGCAGGCUCUUGACAAAAAACAGGGCGUAGACAAGAACCCAAAGUCUGGACGUUCAGCCCAAACAAAACCUAAAAGCUCUGCUGAUGCAAAAGUGGAGAAAGAGGACCUCAAGACCAAUGUGCCAAAAGGGAAGAAGCGGAAGAAUGACUCAGGGGCUGAGAAAGACACUCUAUCCUUUGAAAAGCUUGUGAAAAUUCAAAUUCCAUCAACACUGAAGAAGCAACUUGUUGAUGAUUGGGAAUAUGUUACACAGCAGGAUAAGCUUGUUAAGCUUCCUCGAUCGCCAAACAUUGAUGAUAUUUUGAGAAAGUUCCUUGAAUACAGAUUAAAGAAGGAAGGAACGAUCCCUGAUCCAGUUGUAGAAGUUUUGAAAGGAAUACGCUGUUACUUCGAUAAGGCACUGCCAGUGAUGCUUUUGUAUAAAAAAGAACGCAAACAGUAUCAAGAAGCAGUUAAAGAUGAUAUCUCUCCAUCAUUCGUAUACGGUGGUGAACAUUUACUACGGCUAUUUGUUAAGCUGCCAGAGUUAUUGGCAUUUGUGAACAUUGAAGAGGAAACACUUACCUGCUUACAACAGCAAUUCAUUGAUCUUCUCAAGUUUAUGCAGAAAAAUCAGAGUACAUUCUUCCUCUCUGCAUAUGAUGGCAGCAAAGGUGUUGAAGGAAAAGGCAAAGACUGAGCAUUUACUAGGAGCGCUUCAAGGUUGCCAUUUAUGAGAGUGAGUGCAGUGGUGCAGAGUAUUCAUGACCACCUUGGUAUGGCUGUCUUCCAACUUAAAACAAAUUGAGGAAGAUGAAUGCCAUUGUUGUUGUUGUAACAGUAGCAUUUAGUUCAUUCUUUGAUUUCAACCCAGAUUCAUUCGGGACAGUGUUGUACAAUGAUGAGAACAACUCCAUACUUGACUAGCACAUUGGUGAAUGUUUUGUUAUUAUGCUAAUGAUGUUCAUCUGUAAGAAAUGAAAUGUAAACUCUGGUUGAACUCGGCAGUUGGCAUUGACUGGAUGAUAAUGCGACAGAAUUAGUGGUAGACC